UAGAAAUAGAGAGGGAGAGGGAGAGAAGAAGAGAUACUUAGCAUACCUUAGCAAAUGGAAGUGGGUUGCCAGCCAGUGAUUAGCUGCAUUCGCAGAGUAUGAAGAUGGAAUAUCCAAUUGCUUAUCUGCUCUGAGGGGGAAAAGGAGGAGGAAAAUAUAUAAAUAUCUAUUGAAAUACACAACAAUAAGUUCCAACUUCUUCAAAGCACGAGGAGCAAGAAGACAAGCCGCCUGGCACACAUUGUGCAGCUCUGGAGAGGCUGCUGAAGCCAUCGACAGCACUGCUUGUGUGGGGGAUCACCCCUGGGUACGACAUCCACACGAGACAGCGGAGUCACAUUCCCCACUGCUCCCAGCGAGAUUCUGCUCCCACGGAGUGACAACCACACUGCCCAAUACAGCAGGGAGUCAUCAGUAGAGCAUCGUAUACUGCCUGCGGGUUCUGCUCGGGCAAGGACAAAAUCAGGAGCCAGGACAAUCCAAUUGCACACUGUAUUGUAUGGUGCUCUACUUGCCGUUCCAUACACCGGAUAGGGACAAUAUUCACUGCUGAAAGAUCGUUACAGAGUCUAUACAGAGACUGAGGACUCGUCAUACAUUUACCCUGUACUAUUGUGUAUAAGGUGAAAGCAGGAUGAUGACCAGCACCACUACUGAGCAUGUGAAGAUGGAACCCCCCUUUUACCAUGAGGACACCCUCAACCUCCAGGAUUUUAGUCAGAUCGCAGCAUACAGUGCUGGCUCUCCGGAAGGGACGCCAGGAGCUCUCCGUACCUCUGUGGGGGAGCCUGUGGUCAGAUACCCCCCUGACACCAAACUGAUGAGCGUCAACAUUAUCCUCCAAAGCACUGGCCUAAAGAAGAAGAAUAUAGCUGCAGCCUCUGUGCCUCUACCUGUGCUUCCUGCUGGCUUCUCCGAGGUGAUCACACGUGGUGGUGACACUCUCAAGCUGCUGCAGGUAGGAAAUGGGGGCCCUACCAUCACAGACCCCACUGUAGCUGCCCGGGAAAUGUCGGUGGGGAAUACCCACACACCAACUGUGCCAGCUGUGGUAGAAGCAGGAGUCGUUGUGACUGGGGGAAGCGUUAGCAGUGGUGGGGCAGGCAGUUCUGGUGGUAGCUCCUCCAGUCCUGAUCUGUCUCUCCUGCCUAACGCUUCCUCCACAGCUGCCCUGAAUCUGCUGAAACUGUCCCCUCCUGAGCUGGAGCAUUUACUUAUCCAGGCAGCCAGCCCAGGGCUCUCAGCCGCCUCCAGCAGUAGCAGUGCCCCCAGCCCUGCUCCACCUUCACAACCCCAGGGCACCCCAGUACCCCCUGCCCCCGGUGGCCCUCAUCCCUUCCUGUACCGCAACCAGCAGAUGAUCACGCAGGAGCAGGAAGGCUUCGCUGACGGCUUUGUCAAGGCCCUGGCCGACCUCCACAAGCAGAACCAGCUCCUGGGGGCCCCACUGUCACCUACUGCCCUAGCUGCGGGCUCCCCAACAUCCUACCCAGCGCACUCCCUGCUUCCAGCCGGGGAGGUUCCUGUCUACACCAACUUGAGCAGCUUCAACCCAGCAAGUGCCCAGCACAGCCCCCCACUCCAGCAAGCCACCCAGGCACCAUACACUGCAGCAGGGAGCUCAGCUGGGACUGUGCUGCUCCAUUUCCCAGGGCUCCCCCGUCCGCACACUGUAAGGGGGCCCCUGGAUGAGCCGCAGACAGUUCCUGACGUUUCACAAGGUGGUGCCCAAGGUGGUGGGACUACUGCUGGGAGUAGUGCAGGAGACUCAGGCUCCCAGCCAUCUCUGUCGCCGAUCGACCUAGAGACCCAGGAACGGAUUAAGGCCGAGAGGAAGAGGCUGCGGAACCGCAUUGCCGCCUCCAAGUGCCGCAAGAGGAAGCUGGAGCGCAUCGCCCGCCUAGAGGAGAAGGUCAAGGUGCUUAAGUCCCAGAACUCAGACCUGGCAUCCACUGCUAGCCUGCUGAGGGAGCAAGUUUCCCAACUCAAGCACAAGGUGUUGAGCCACGUCACCAAUGGCUGUCAGAUUACUGUGGCCAAGAGCAGCCCUGUUGGGGGCAAGGCCGGGGACAGUUCCAGCUGCUGAGAGGCCUCCACAGCAAGACAAAGCUAACUGGGUAUCAGUAUUAGAGCCACUGAGACUGAAACAGUCACGAAUGGGUGAUCCACUGUAGUAGAAGAAGGGUCUGAAGUGCAAACUUUAUGCCGGGCAUGAAUGACAACAUUUUAAAUAAUAAUAUUUAAGCAAACCUAAUGGUUUGAGGGGGGAAAAAACUGGAGGAACAUGUAAGCUUCUGAAGCUGCAACAGUGAAGGAGAUUGAGAACCCAGUGAGUGAGUGGGAGGCUUACACUGAAAAAGUGUAUGUGUCUGAGAAACAAGGCUUGGGCCUGGUCUGCUACCUUCUUAUCUGAAAGAAGAGGUUGUGGUACUCACUGAGCAGGGCAUGUUUUAUGUUUCCACUGUUGGUUUCUGGAGAGAAAAAAAAAUAAAGGUGGCUAUAUACUGAAGAUGUGCUAGAGCAAACAAAAUGCCUGAAAGAUCAACACAAUUAUUUAGCAAGAGGACCAUGGAGUGACAAAAUAGCUUUUAAAAAUGAGGCUAGCCAACCCCACCCAGACUUUUUUAUUUUACAACUUGUUGGACCAGUUUGGGAACCCAACCUUGUAUUCAAAAAUGCAAGGGACCUAUGUCUAUUAUUGUGGCUAGUGAAAAGAUUGAAUUUCCUGAUGAUGUUACAGAACAAUAUUUAAUCGUAUUGUUCUAAGCCUGGGUGUGUUACUGGAAGAGAUUAUAUGAGAUGUAAAUAGGUGCAUAACGUAUGCAAAAUAUUUUAUUAUACUGUCCUGUGCCAACAACAUUAUAUAUCAGUUCAGAGUGACCUUAUUUAGCAAAGCAGGCAUUUUGGAUUAUGUGUGUCUGCCUGUUUAAAAGGAACACUUCACUAAAUAACUAAUUUUAUUCUUGUGUUUAUUUUUGAAACCUUCAUAAAAACAGGAAGAAUAGCUUAUCCUCCCAAAUCUGAUUUCAUUGCAUAGAAACAUGAAUUUGCAGCAACAAAAUUAACUAAAAUACUGGAACCCUAUAUUAUCUAUAAUGCCAGCAAAUUGGUGAUAGUAUUACUAAAUUCUGUUCGGGUCUGUCUACUGAUUAUUGUCUUUGCAAAAUCCCACUGCAACUUCAAAGGAGCACUGCCCUAGCAAAAUGAUAUUUCUGGUUGUUAAAUUAUAGUUAUAUAUAGUUAUAAUCAAAGAGAGGCUGCUGAUUACUUUUAAUGUUUUACUACCAUGUACAUUGAUAAAAAUUGAGACCGGCAUAAAAGAACAUCCAGUGUUGCAAUUUUAUUUUAUGGCAACUACGUGGAUUUAUAAAAUGUCUUCACAAAACAAAGUUCAAUGAUGACUACAAUAAACUCUUUAUAAUAUUGUACCUACCCAGGUGAAGUUUAUGUGAUAUGGUAAAUUUAAGGGUCUAUAUUGCAGCUGGUUUUAUGUAGUACACUUUUUUACUACUUUGUAUUAGGAACAGAUUGGAUCAUUGUGUAAGCAGAUUUGGGGUACUUAUUCAGAGAAUCGCGUCAAGUUAACAGUUUAAGGGCUUAUUCACUAAACGGUGAAAGCUUACACCAAAAUGGCAGAUGUUACUUUGGCCUACAUUUAAUCACAUCAACUCAGCAGAUGUGUGCCCUUAAAAUGAAUCUUGAUAAAGUCGGAAUGUUUUAUAAAAUUAUUUUGUAUAUAAAUGACAUUAGUAGACAGACCUCUAUAGAAUCAAAUGGAAAGUUAUAUUUGCGUAUUACUGAGAAAUUGUGUUUUAUUUUUUUAUUUUUUUUUAAAUGCACUUAAGUUAACUAAUGGUUGAAAAUUGGGCCAUUUAGACUUGUGAUAAAUGCAACAUGGAUGCCAUCACAAAUUAGAGUUUUAAGCACAGUAUAUUGGUUGAUAUAAGAAUGAGUUACUAUUAAGUGCUUUGACCGAGAUUCUAGUUUUAUUUAUUGUACUCGGUCUGAAGCUAGACAUUGAGUAUUAUGUGUCUUGAGAUUUCUUGACAUUGCACUAAGUUUUAGAUGUAUUUUUGUACAACUUAGUUAUGUGUACCUUGCUACGCAAAUUAUUUAAAAUGUUAUUUAAGGAAAAAUAAAGACCACAUCUAAAGAAA
Pelobates fuscus (common spadefoot toad) is the source of this 4157-nucleotide messenger RNA. RefSeq names its product transcription factor Jun-like. Gene Ontology annotation, molecular function: DNA-binding transcription factor activity, RNA polymerase II-specific; RNA polymerase II cis-regulatory region sequence-specific DNA binding; transcription factor binding. Gene Ontology annotation, cellular component: transcription regulator complex. Gene Ontology annotation, biological process: regulation of transcription by RNA polymerase II; regulation of cell population proliferation; regulation of cell cycle. The record is from RefSeq and is a predicted model, not a curated record. The transcript has 2 exons. Bases 635 to 2086 code for a protein of 483 amino acids. NCBI's taxonomy places the organism in Eukaryota, Metazoa, Chordata, Amphibia, Anura, Pelobatidae.